This is a messenger RNA of Cylicocyclus nassatus, 210 nucleotides long. The record is from the annotation of a GenBank genome assembly. NCBI's taxonomy places the organism in Eukaryota, Metazoa, Nematoda, Chromadorea, Rhabditida, Strongylidae.
AUGAAAGCUUUCGUCUAUAUGCUUUUUAUGGUACUAAUACUAGCUAUCGCUGAAUGUGAACCUCGUAAACCUCGUUAUAACCCGCUAUAUUGCAUGGACAAGGCGCCCAGAUACUGUAAGUCGACAGUCAAAGAAAACGGCUGCAGGGGAAUGGUAGGAAGGUGGGCAUGUGCACAGACAUGCGAACAUUGUGAAAAUUCACUGCAAUAG